Messenger RNA from Penicillium crustosum, 627 nucleotides. RefSeq lists its product as uncharacterized. The record is from RefSeq and is a predicted model, not a curated record. The coding region runs from base 1 to 627 and encodes 208 amino acids. NCBI's taxonomy places the organism in Eukaryota, Fungi, Ascomycota, Eurotiomycetes, Eurotiales, Aspergillaceae. The transcript has 3 exons.
AUGGGAUAUAACAUAACUGCUCAACUGCACGCCUACCGCCACUAUCCAAUCUUCUCUCGUGAGGUUAUCUCCCAAAUAAUGAGACUGAAUAUCCUACUGACCAGUAUGGCUUUAGCCUCACAAGCCAUAGCUGCACUCUCUGAGUCGGGCCUGCAAAAGCGCUAUCCAACAGGAUCCUUCUCCAUUCUUGCCUACGGUGUCACCCCUGAGGGAGCCAAUGUUUUUUAUUCUGACGGUCUCGCAUAUGUCGGUGAUUCGUCCCAGUGGGUGUCUGGAUCGGUGACAACCGACGUUACAUUCGUCUUCAAAAACUCCCGAAUCAUCGCCACGGCCACUAACAAGGAUUACACCUUGGACCCUGACACGUUCUUCUACAUCCGUCCCACACCCAACAUGGUGCUACCUGUGGGUUUCACUGGGAACGAUAUCGAUACACCGGACGAUACGAAAAUAGAUCAGUUUCUUUUCUAUGGCAGGUAUCUCAUGUGGCAAAAUGAGAAUGGAAUCCUGUGCGAUUCGUUCCGUUUGAAAGACACGGACGUCGACGAUAUUUACCAGCUCUACUGGGAUACUUCGAAUCUUUAUCCCCCCGGCUUCUUAAUUCCGACCGUGAAGUCGUCUAUUUAG